Messenger RNA from Zea mays, 4686 nucleotides. RefSeq names its product translocase of chloroplast 120, chloroplastic. Bases 266 to 3337 code for a protein of 1023 amino acids. Gene Ontology annotation, molecular function: GTP binding; GTPase activity. The record is from RefSeq and is a predicted model, not a curated record. The transcript has 2 exons. Gene Ontology annotation, cellular component: chloroplast outer membrane. Lineage: Eukaryota; Viridiplantae; Streptophyta; Magnoliopsida; Poales; Poaceae. Gene Ontology annotation, biological process: protein targeting to chloroplast.
AGGCAUACAAACCGGCUUGCGACUUCUCUCUCAUUGGCGUCGUCGCUGGCUCGCUGCCUGACUCUCAUCGUCAGUUCGUCACCACCCUCCUUUUUCCUUGUAGCGACGGCUCCUUUUUCCUGGUAGCGACCGAACUGCGCUAGCGAUCCCGUUUUCCCACGCCGCCGUCGCCUCCAACCAGGUUGGUUUGGUAGCCGCCACCUCCCUCCGGAUCCGUCCACCACAAUCUUUUUGGUUUCGCUCCUUCCGCCGUCGGGUGUGAUCCAUGGAGAACGGCGGCGGCGUCAGGGAAGGGCGCCCGGAGCAUCGGGCGGGCGAGAACGGCGGAGUCGCCGCGGAGGAGGAAUCCGUCUUGAAGGCAGCCACUUUGGCGGGUGAGGGCAAUUGUGUUGUGGCGGUGGAGGUCUGGGAUGAGGGGGACGUGCCGCUGGGGCAGGAUGGUGGCGGAGAUGAGGCUGGGGAAGAAAACCGGGGCCCCGGAGAAGGUGCAGUGGAGUCUGCGGUGGUGACGGGCGAUCACCAGCCAUUGGUGACGCCGAACACCAGAGUGGCCGGACAGCGUGGGGCAGAGAAGUGGGACGAGGACGACACUCCCAGUUUCGUAGAUGUGGAGGAAAGUUUUGCUGAUGAUGUGAAUCAAGACCAUGUGAAUGAGAAUGUCAUGGGGCAAUCUUUCAGGGAGUACAUGGUCACAUCUGUUUUGGCUGAUCGUGAAAAGGAGAGGUUAGACAACGACCACAAUUUUUUUUCAAAUCCUGGUGACAAGGCUGAGGUCGCUGCACAUUCUGGGAGCGAGUAUGAAGAUGUAAAAGGUGGUACUUUGGCGCAUCAAAGCAAAAAUCAUCCAGGGAAGAGCACAGAAGAGAUUGCUUCCUCUCAUAGCAGGCCAGAGUUGGUCACAAAUUCUGCAGCUGAGCCUGCUGUUGUAAUUGAGGAGUUGGAUGACUCAAGCUCCUCAGAUGAUGAGAAUACUGCGACCUCUGCUCCCCCUGCACAAUCCUCAAGUGGGAGUUCUACAUCUGCACAACCCAGCAGUGCUGCUUCUGCUCGUUCUACUAAUGGUCCCUCUCUGAUAUCUCGUCCUGCUGGCCUUGGAUCAUCCUCUUCCCUAUCGCAGCCUCCUGCCCGUUCUGUUCAACAGGUCCGUGCCAGCAGGCCAGCCGCUGUGGAUAAGGGAACCCAGGAGGCUACUGAGUCUGCCGAGGAUGAUAGAGAUGAGAAUGAUGAUAUCCAUGAAAAACUUCAAAUGAUCCGGGUUAAGUUUCUUCGCCUCGCUGGCAGGUUGGGGCAAACAUCUCAUAACAUGGUCGUUUCACAGGUUCUGUACCGGCUUGGGCUGGCAGAACAACUUAGAAGAACUGCUAAUGGGACGUUUAGCAUUGACCGUGCGAGAGAGAUGGCAGAACGUCUUGAAGCUGCUGGAAAUGAGCCCCUUGAUUUUUCAUGCACCAUUUUGGUUCUUGGUAAAACUGGGGUCGGUAAGAGUGCUACCAUUAAUUCAAUUUUUGAUGAUAUCAGGUUGGAUACAAAUGCCUUUGAUUCUAGUACUAUGAAGGUUCAAGUAGUUGGUACGGUUGAGGGAAUCAAAGUAAAAGUCAUCGAUACUCCUGGACUUUCCUGUUCAUCUUUUGAACAACACCACAACCAGAAGGUUCUCAACUCUGUCAAGAGACUUAUUAGCAGAAACCCUCCGGAUAUUGUUCUUUAUUUUGAUAGGUUGGAUAUGCAGAGCAGGGACAACGGUGAUGUCCCUCUGCUGCAAACUAUCACGAAAGUGUUCGGAGCAUCGGUUUGGUUUAAUGCCAUUGUCGUGUUAACUCAUGCUGCGUCUGCACCACCAGAUGGGCAGAAUGGAAUUCCUCUGAGCUAUGAGAUGUUUGUCACCCAGAGAUCUCACGUAGUGCAACAAGCUAUAAGGCAAGCUGCUGGUGAUGGACGUCUUAUGAAUCCGGUAUCCCUAGUGGAAAACCACUCAGCAUGCAGGACAAAUAGAGCUGGCCAGAGGGUAUUGCCAAAUGGACAAGUCUGGAAGCCACAGCUAUUGCUGCUUUGUUUUGCUUCAAAGGUGUUAGCAGAAGCCAAUGUGCUUCUCAAGUUGCAGGAUAGUCCCAUUGGUAAACUUUCUCAUACAAGGAUUCCUCCAUUGCCUUUCCUCCUCUCUUCCCUUCUUCAGUCUCGUGCCCCACUGAAGUUACCAGAGGAGCAAUUUGGUGGUGAUGAUGAUGAUCUUGAAGACGAUUUGGCAGACGAUUCUGAUUCAGAUGAUGGUUCGGAUUGUGAUGAUUUACCUCCAUUUAAGCGUCUCACAAAAGCUCAGCUUGCCAAGCUGAACAAUGAGCAGAGGAAGGCCUACCUUGAGGAGCUAGAUUACAGAGAGAAGUUGUUCUACCGAAAACAGCUGAAAGAGGAAAGCAAGCACCGUAAAUUGAUGAAGAAAAUGGCAGCAGAAGCCAGUGCUCGAGGAACUGAUUUCAGCAACAGCAACCUAGAAGAUGAUUCUAAUACUCCAACUAAUGUUUCUGUGCCCAUGCCUGACAUGGUACUACCCUCAUCUUUUGAUUCUGACUAUCCUACCCAUCGCUAUCGUUUUCUGGAUACACCAAGUGAAUGGCUUAUCAGACCUGUAUUGGAAACCCAGGGCUGGGACCAUGAUGUUGGUUAUGAGGGACUUAAUGUUGAAAGGUUGUUUGCUGUAAAAGGUAAAGUUCCUCUAUCCGUGUCUGGCCAGCUUACAAAAGACAAGAAGGAUUGCUCCCUGCAAAUGGAGGUUGCAAGUUCAAUUAAGCAUGCUGAGGGUAAGACUACUUCAUUUGGGCUUGAUUUGCAGUCUGUCGGCAAGGAUAUGGCAUACACAAUUCGUGGCGAAUCGAGAUUUAAGAACUUCAGGCGCAACAAUACAGCUGCUGGGAUAUCUGCCACGCUUCUUGGGGACUCAGUAUCAGCUGGUCUGAAGAUUGAGGACAAACUGAUAGUGAACAAGCAGCUCAGGGUCCUGGUUAGCAGUGGGGCCAUGAGUGGGAGGGGAGAUGUGGCCUAUGGAGGCCGCCUCGAAGCAAUAAGGGACAAAAAUUACCCGAUUGGGCGGUUGCUUUCAACUAUCGCGUUGUCUGUUGUGGAUUGGCACGGGGAUCUGGCAAUUGGCUGCAACAUCCAGUCUCAGAUCCCCGCUGGAAGAGCUAGCAACUUGGUUGGCCACGCCAAUCUAAGCAACAAGGGGACUGGCCAAGUCGGGAUUCGUCUGAACAGCUCGGAACAUCUUGAGAUCGCACUCGUUGCGCUCGUGCCGAUAUUUCAGAACAUCAUGAAGCUGUUACAGAAUUACUUAGAAUCCGGCUAGGCCCUCGUGCCGAUAUUCAUUUUUCUCUCAAAAGAGCUGCGCAUCAUGUGCUAUUCUAAAUCGAACUAAAGUCAAACUUUCUAGUGCUUAAGUAUAUUCCAGAACAUCAUGAAGCUGUUACAGAAUUACUCAGAAUCUUUUUCUGUUAGCCUGGGAAAAAAGUGAGCAGGGCAUCAUAGGUUAAAAAAGCUAGCAUAAGUUAUAAUUUUUUUACUUCCAAUUUGUUUUGUUCUUUUGUUGCCAACUUUUUGUAACUAUGCUCUCCCCUAAGCUCUUCUUUUUAGGUGAACUCUGGAGUACUACUCAUCUAUCUAAUGCAAGGGUUUUCCCUGAGCUCUUGCUGACGAAGCUGCAUUGGAGAAUUGACCGUGUCAUUUUGUCCGAUUUCGGGCAUACUAUAUUGCUAUAUUAUACUCGGUAUUAACAUCUGAAUCCUACUGCAUUCUGAUAAAUGUGAUUUUACAGUCAUGAAGGUAAGGGCUAGUUUGUGAACUCCAUUUUCUUAAGGGAUUCCUAUUUUCUAAGGAAAAUUGAACUAAUUUUUCUUUAGAACAUAGAAAUCCCUUGAAAAAAACAGGGUUCCCAGCUACUAGCUCUUACAGAGCAUAAACAAACAACUAGGUCAGUGUCCGUGCGUUACAACGGGAUAUAUAAUAUCUCGAUAACUUAUAUAUGCUCAUAUGUGUUAUAUAAUUAUGAGAUAGAGGAUGACAUAUAUGAGCUGUCCGGGAUGACACCGAAGAGAAACUCGGGCCUGUGACGCAUGGGCACUCACCUAGCAAAAUAUGAAGCCAGAACAGAAACCAGUUUCGGGAAGCCCUGCCAAAGGGACCCUAAGGAAUCAUACGAAGAUUUUGCACAGAAUCAGAUAGUUUAAAGCAAGUAUUAAAGCAAUCUGCAAUGUGACAAACAAUCCAAGGGACUUCUAUUGGUAAGAGGGGUUUGGACGUUUGGUACAAUGGAAAUUACACAACAAUCUCUCCGCUUGCCACAAAAUAUAAAUGUACAUGCUUUCAGAAGACCCAUACAAAGAGACUGGGAAAAAAUGGUGCUUUCAUGCCCACCUCAACUCUUAUGGUAGGAAAAGGGAAAAGUGGAACACUUGGGACAUAUAUAUUUACACGAUGGAGAGAUGGGGAUGAUGCCAGGACAAUGGUACAUCUUAAAAAGAAUAAACUACCUACAUUCUUUCAUUCCUUUUAAGAAAAAAAUUAAUAACAAUGCCAUCAUGUAGACUUCUCCCUUAUUUCCCCCCCUUUUGCAAGUGCAACCAUCAUGUGGCUUGAAUUUACAUGGUACGCCCAUCUUGGAAUAUCAGUACCAAAAUGCCUCUUCUUGAUUAACCCACU